AUGUCUAAAGAGCUAAAAGUUAACUCAACUAUCGACGUAGCUGCUCAAGCGUCGGACAUUGAAUCUUUGAACUUCUCCGAGUUCUCGAAAGAAGAUAUUGACGAGGCCAACGAAAUCUUUCAUCAUGAGAAUCGCCUCAGUUCCAAACUAAACGCCAGAUUGAUAUCUAUGAUUGCAUUGGUGGCAGUUAUUGGAACGGGAUUGUUUCUUUCAAGCGGUGGUACAUUGCACACCACCGGUCCAGUUGGCAUGCUCAUUUCGUACAUUUUUGUUGGAACUGUUGUUGCUGCGUCGCAAAUCUGUAUUGCUGAAGUGAGUUGCUUAUACCCCGCCACGUCCUCAUUUGUUGCCCAUGCUGAGCACUUUGUCGAUAAAUCGUUAGGAUUCUCCAUGGGUGUCAUUGAUAUCUACUCAGCUGUGAUACCAAGUGAACUUGCCGCCGUGUCCGUUAUAAUGACAUAUUGGUCUGACAUUAACCCUGCGUUGUGGAUUUCUAUAUUUGGGGUGCUAAUUGUUGCCAUCAACUGUUACAAUGUCAAGUGGUAUGGAGAAGUUGAGUUUGCCUUUGGCAUGUUGAAAAUCUUACUUUGUAUUGGUUUGAUAUUGGUUGGAUUGAUUAUUGACCUCGGAGGUGUUUCCGGACAGGAGAGACUUGGAUUCCAUUAUUGGAAACACCCGGGACCUUUUGCUGCCAAGUAUGCCACUGGCUCUUUGGGUAAAUUUUUGGGUUUCUGGAAGUCGGUGAACUCUGUGGUGUAUGCUUUUGGUAGUAUCCAGUCCAUUUCAAUGUUGGCAGGUGAGACUGCGUAUCCAAGGAGAGCUAUCUACAGGGCCGCUAAGAGAGUGUUUUACAGAGUGUUUUCGUUGUACAUCAUGAUGGUGUUUAUCUUAUCCAUGAUUGUGCCGUAUGACGACCCGGUGAUUGCAAAACCAAGUGGCACUGCUUCUGCUUCUCCAUGGGUGAGAGCUAUCUUGUUGGCUGGUAUUAGAGUGCUUCCACACAUCAUUAAUGCUGUUGUCUUGACAUCCGCGUUGUCUGCUGCUAACUUGGGGAUAAUCAAAGCCAGUAGGACAUUGUACGCUUUAGCUUCAAAGAGACAGUUGCCCAAGAUAUUUUUGAAAGUCAACAGGCACGGCUUGCCCUAUGUUGGUGUUACGUUUGCAUCCUGUUUUCUUCCGUUGGCUUAUUUGUCUGUAAGCAACACCUCAGCUAGCGUGUUCUCCUGGUUCCAGAACAUAUCGUCGUCGGCAAUAUUGUACAAUUGGAUUGUCAUUGCAGCCAACCACAUAGCGCUUCACCGGUCAUUAAAGGCACAAGGUUUUUCAAGAAAGGAUCUCCCGUAUACCUUUAUAGGCGGCAAAUACGCUGGAUUUUACUCGCUAUUUUUUUCCGUUAUUUUCUUGUUGACAGGCGGUUUCCCGGUAUUCAUUCACGGGUACUGGGAUUUUGCCACUUUUUUUAGUUCGUAUUUUGUGAUUCCGUUGGGGUUGGUGUUGUUCGUGUUUGCCAAAUUGGUUUUCAAAACGAGAUACAUCAGACCCAGCGAAGUCAAGUUAAAGCCGUUGUUCUACGAUGUUCAAAACAGGCCAGAGCCAGAUUUUGUCAAGUUGAAGGGUUGGAGAUGGCUCACAUUGUUGUGGGGCUAG
Molecule: messenger RNA, 1647 nt
Organism: Lodderomyces orthopsilosis Co 90-125
Lineage: Eukaryota; Fungi; Ascomycota; Pichiomycetes; Serinales; Debaryomycetaceae
Exons: 1
Coding region: 1-1647 (548 amino acids)
Biological process (GO): amino acid transmembrane transport
Cellular component (GO): membrane
Molecular function (GO): amino acid transmembrane transporter activity
Source: RefSeq, a predicted model, not a curated record